CGCAAACGCAAGCUACGAAAAACUCGUAGCUAGUUAGUUACUCGUCGUAGCACUCGUAGCUGAAAAGUGAAAAUGUCAAUGAUGGCAAGAUGGCUGCAUCUUAGAUCAGUUUUCAAUAUCAAUAGUAAAAGUUGAAAUUUCAUUAAAAUAAAUAGAUUUAUUGUUAUAUCUACCAAUUACAUAGGAUCUAGAAUAAAUCUUCGUUCUUUAUCAUCAUAAAUCUUAUUGUAGUUUUUAAAACAAGUUUUAUCAAUUUUUGUUUCAUUGGUAUUAGGUACAGCUUAAAAAUGAGUAGCAGUGAUGAGAGUGAUGCAGGCCCCCAACAUAAACGUAAAAGAAAAUCACGGACUGUACAAGACAGUCCAGCAAGUACUUCCAGUGGUAGUCCUAUCAUCGGCGGUUCAACUUCAAUAAGGAGAAGAACAUUGCAGUCUAGGACUGCUGUAGUAGAUUCAUCAGACACAGACAACAGUAGUAGUCCAAUCCUUCAUCGGCAAAGAAGAAAAAUAGUGAGGGUAUCUAGUGAUUCAGACAGUUCAGACGAUUCAGUUAUAAGAACAUCUAGAGCAGGAAAACCAAGGCAGCUAGCGAGUGAUUCAGAAAGUGAAUUGGAUAGUCAAUGGACAUCUGAUUUUUCCGAGGACGAAACCAAAACCCAGAACAAUUCCACGGCGAGACCUCAAGAAUCCAAUAUCGACUCAGAUGUUAGCGACGGCCAAUCUGAAAAGUGUCCCAUUUGUCUGGCACGAUUCAGAUCACAGGAAAUUGGUACUCCAGAAUCAUGCGAUCACACCUUCUGUCUGGAAUGCAUCCAGGAAUGGUCGAAAAAUAUGAACACUUGUCCGGUAGACAGACAGGAGUACAACCUAAUCCUCGUACGGAACACGCUGAAUGGGAAAGUCUGCAAACAGAUUCCCAUCACAAAACCGACUCCACAGAAUGACGUUGAUAUCAUCGAGGACCCGACUUAUUGCGAAAUUUGCGGGUCUUGUGACAACGAAGACAGGAUGCUUCUAUGUGAUGGUUGUGAUUUGGGUUUCCAUUUGUAUUGUCUGAAUCCCCCGCUGGAAGAUAUUCCCAUUGGUGCUUGGUACUGCAAUGAUUGUUCUCCAGAUGAUGUAUACACUUCUGAAAUCGAAUUGGUCGAGGUGCACUUGCUCUUGGAUGAAGCUCAGUCAAUGGAUAGGCCAACAGGCAUGAGACGCAGGGAAUCAAAUAGAUUGAUACCACGUACUCGACAAAGUGAAAGGGUCAGACGACAAAUAGUUAAUAAUCGACAGCAAAAUUCCAGAAACAGUCGAACACAAAAUCACUCAAUAGUAAAUGAUGCUGCCAUUUCCACGGAGAACAAUGAUCAAGUCGACGCAGUUGGUAGUACUUCAUCACGCAACCGAACUUCUAGGAGGAGAAGAAUCAAUAGGAGAUCCAGACAAAACAGGACCAGAACUGUUUAUGAAAUUGAUGCGAUUACAGGAGAAACAGUAGCAGUACAAAAGUCUGAGAAUAGAAAAAGGAAGACAAGGAAGAAGAAGAAGAAGAAGAGGGGUGACAGAAUACCAGUCAGACCAAAGACGGUUAAGAAGCGAUUAGCUCAACAACUUGGCAUUUGCACACCCAGGAGUGAUCCUCAGCAUUUACCAGAUGUUGCUAUACCGAAUCCACAAGGACGUAUUCAUGAAAUGAGAUUUAGUGCAGGCAUUCCAAAUGUAGAUUUAUUCGGGAAUCACCAGGGUCUCGAUUACUUCUCUGAUGGCGAUGAAGACUAUUCUAUGGGAAAUCAAUUGUUAGCUCGCAGAGCUCCCAAUCACUCAGACGUUGUUGCAGUAAGAAGAGCAGUACGUAGAAAAGCCACAAUAAGUCUACCUGAAACAGUAUCAAGUACAACGGAUUUACUAGAUAACAUACUCAGUAGUCAAGAGCAGUUUUUAUCAAGGAAUGCUACUUACUCUCUCGAUCCGAACGGUAAAUUCAAAAUUGAAAAGAAAGAAUCAAGUAAGAAUUAUGUUGAUGUAAGAAAAGAGAAAGCUACUGCAAAAGAAACUCCUUAUUAUAAUAAUAACCGUAAUUACAAUAAUCGGUACCAAAAUAAUAGGUACCAGAAUAAUAGAUAUAACAACAGACAAAAUUACUAUUCCAAUAAUCAGAAUCAGAAUUAUAAUAAUUCUGAGCCUUCAUCCUCCAUGGGAUAUCCAAGGUAUUCUGAUAAUCGUAGUAGAGAUAAUUACGAUUGUCCUCAAGAUUACACCCAGAGGACUCUAUGUGCUUCAAGUGAAUCUGAAUAUCAGGAGAACAAGGACAAAGAAGAAAACACCAAUAAUCGAAACAAUGAGUCAGAAGUCGAUAUAUACAGUGACAUUGAAACAGUAAGCACUAGUAAAGUCGACGAUGAUGAAUAUGGAGAGCUGAUGAAACCUCCUACUCCACCAGAAUUACCAGAUAUAGGUGACAUGUAUCCUAAUGAACCACAUGCACAAAAUGCAUAUGCGGAUGAAGAUAAUGACAGCGAACCAGACAUGGUUAUUGACGAUGAAAAAGUCCAGGAACAAGAGAAUAACAUUGAUGAUAAAAAAGAAGAAGCUGCUGUUACAUCUACUGUAGACUAUAGUAAUGACGUAGAGCCACCAUCUGGUUUCUUUGAAACAACCCACCAGGAUAACUAUUAUGCAGAGAUCCAGUCAGGGGCAGUGCAAUCAUCUAAUCUAUCAAAUCUAGACCAGAUCAAGAACUACCAAUAUGAUGACGAAGAGGAUUCCACAGACGGUUGUCCCAACAGCAACAUUUAUUCCAAGGAAACUUUGAAGUCUACAACCGAAAUGGAGGAGCAGGAUUCUGAUGAUGGUUGUCCCAAUUUUAGUAUUUAUUCCAAAGAAAGCAAAACCGUUGCACUCCACACUGAUAUAUCCAUAUCGCAAAAGAUGGCUGCUCCAAGUCAAGACCACCAAGUCAGAGAGAUAAGCUCUUCACCAAAUGUUGAGAGCACCUCCCAGCAGCAGGGAAAUACGACAAAUUAUGAUCUUCAGGUAACCUAUGAUCCAGAACAACUCUAUGAUCCAGAGAAAAUGUAUGACCCAGAAGAAAGUCAGGAAUGUGAAGGCGAGGAAAAACUGGACCAAACUGAUGAUCCGAAUGAAAGUUACGAUCCCGAACAAUGUUUUAGAACAGACGAGCCUUUGGAUGCAGACAAAAUGUCUAAUUCUGACCAAACUUAUGAUCCAGAAAAAGCAUUGGAGGAUGAUAAUAGCAUGACGAUGGAUAAAACUUUUGAUGCAGACAAAUCCUAUGAUCUAGAAAAAGAAAUUCAGGAUGAUAUUUCGUUGAAUACUACUCAGAAUGACGAACCUGAGAAUGAACUGUAUGACCCUGCAGUGCCAUAUGAUGAUGAUUUCAAUGAAGAUCAGGAUCUCUCGAAAUUGGAAGACAGUCAUACUAACACAGAAGAACAACAAAAGACAAAUAGCUGUGAUUUGAAUAACGUAAGUGGGGAUAAUUUGGAGGACGGAGAGCUUGUGAAGAUGGACGACGAAGAUGUUCCACGAAAUAAAGAUGUUUCAAAGUCCGUAGUAAAAGGUGGUGUUGUAGGAGGUCUAUAUAGCGAUUCUGAAGAUGAAGGUAUUGUUAAGAUAGACAACCCGGCCUUUGCUAUUUCAGACAUCAAUCACAUGACUGAAGAUAUCAGUGAAGAGGAAAGAAGUUACACUCCGUGCAUGGACGAGAAAUCUCAUAAACAAGGGUUGGAAGGUUUGGACACUGAACUUAUUUCCGACGAAGAUAGGAAUGAUUUCGAUGAAUCACAUGAACUGAAAGCUGGAUCUGAUCAGGGUGAUGCUCUCGAAAUCAACGCCAAAGAAUCAGAGUUGGACUUAACAAGGCCAGAAGAUUAUGAAGAAGGUGAAAUCGUUGAUAAAAAUAAAGAUCAAUCUGUUCUAGAUGAUGAUCCUGAAGUUGAACCUGGAACUCCUCAGAAAGAUGAUAGCAAAGAAUCCAAUCAUUCUAAGGAGAUCGACGAUAAAACCCCAACUAGAGAAAAGAACGAUGAUAAAGAAAAUGAUAGUAACAACAAAGAACCUUCCUUCAAAAGGCUAAGUAAAAGCACCAAAGAACGAAACUACAGAGAUAAGGACAAAGAUAAGAUGAAGAGUAAAGAGAAGCGACUGGGCUCAUCAAGAAAAUCUAGGGAUAGAGAUCAAAGAGACAAAAAAGAAAAGAGGAAGGAAAAACGUCGAGAAAUCGAGAGAUACAAUGUCAGAGCUCUCAUUGCUGAAAAGCCUCGCUCUAUCAUUGCCAAAGAUCAAUUUGGACGUGACAUUAGAGAUACGCCUUCUAGAUCAAGAAGCCGCUCAUACACCCCACCAAUUCAAAGAUCCGUGGAUAGGGAUGGUAGGUCACCCUCAAGAGAACGAUCAUUAUCAAGAAGACGAAGAUCACUUUCUAAAGAAAUAACAUCACGAAAGAGAAGGAGAUCACCAACAUCAAGGUCCAGAUCACCUGUAAAGAAAAGAUCAAGGUCAAAGAACAAGAAAAGAAAAAGAUCGCCAGGACGGUUCAAGAAGAGAAGAUCCAGAGAAAGAACUGAGAGAACCAAGUCUAAAAAACGAGUGAGGAGUCAAAGUAGAAACAGAUCUAGAAGUGGUAGUGCACUACGAAGGCAAAGGGAUUGGGAAAAGGAGUGGACUCUUAGUCCUCCUCCGAUGCAGUCUCGCAUAUCUCCAUCUUGGACUCCGCCUAGAGUUAUUGAUAACUCACAAGUGCUAAGAAACGAAAAUUUGACAGUGACUCUGAAUAACACCACUACUGGCAAGAAGAAGAAGGAAAAAAGGAAGAAGGGUGAAAAAAGGAAUAAAGAUGGUUUGGAAGGUAGACCAAAAAAGAGACGUAAUGAAAGAGAACGUACACCGCCUCCUUCUAAAGAAGUCUUCGCCUCUGGCGAUAAUAUACUCGUCAGCGUCAGUUUCAAUAAUGAAAAUGAAACUCGAGAUAUUACUACAAGGGAGAAACGUAAGAGUGACGAUGGUGGUAAAAAAAAGAAAGAAAAGAAGAAGAAAACCAACAAAAGGGAUCUCACCGGAAUCAAACCAGUUGCCAUCAUCGACUUGGAUAGGUCGCCUUUCAGAGAACUCACUCCUUCUCCUAAACAAGUAAUCAUCCUCAGUGAUAGUGAUAACGAAGAAAGUGCAAACUUGAGGAAUGUUCAACAAAGCAUAUGCGAUUCCUCUCAACAAGUGGCGAGCCCUGAGCAUGCCGUCAAUUACUCGACAGGUCCAAAGACGCCUCCGGAACCACAGGUCAAGUUCUCGUUGAAUGCCAAACCACCUCAAGUUCGUGCAAUAAGCAAUCCAUUACAUGAUCCAGACGAUCUAGAGCCUAACGAUCAAGUUGAGGAAGAAAUGUUGGACUCGAGACUUAGUCCAGCUCACAAAGGACCAAAUACUCCUCCUGAACCACCUAAUUCACCUCCAAGUUCUCCUGAUGCCUACGAUCCAUUUGAGCCUACAAAAUCUCGAUCUCCUACUCCUGAUCCUAUGCAAACAACGGAUUCAAACAUAGUGAUAGACGAACACAGAGAUUCCCUCGAUGGCCGACUAGCAAUAGAGUUGUUGGAAAAAUCCACAAAUCCCCAGCCCGAAGUUAGCUCCAAAUCCCUGACUCCACCACUGGCAGAUGUUCAACCAGCUGAUUCGCAAAGCAGUAGCAUUCAUGCAUCGCCUGAUUCCCAUAUAGAAAAGUCCCCUGAAAGACCUGGUGUUGUACAGAGCGUGCAGCCAUCGGUAUCUGUUUCGAAGCCGAUUGCUCAAACCACUCCAUUUUCUUCUGUUCCUACUUCUAUGAUAACUUCGACGCCGAUUUCUGCGACUUUACCAUCCAGGGUGAAUAUAUUGAACACCACUAUUAUUACACCAACAACAGUUGCAUCUUCUAUUCCUCAGAGGAUUGUUCUACCCAACCAAGUGAAAUCGAGUCCUGUCAAGAUAUCUCCAACAAAAGCUGCUAUCAAGUCGACUCCGAUAAAACCGAUGCCAAGUAAGUCUGUGAAAACGGCACGAAAGAGGGCUCAAAACGGAAGCAACGACGACCUUAUAUUGGAAUUGGACUCGCCGUAUUCUCCAGGCUCUAGUGACUAUGAAGACUUAUUUGAACCUCCCAGUGAAAUUGUCACUAAACCGGUCAUCAAGGGCAAACCGAAGAGCACUACCCCACAGAAGCAUGGUUCUUCUGCGUUUGAUGCUUUGUUUGGGUCACCCAGCUAUAAAACGAAGAACACUAAAGAUAAGAGCAAGUUCGGUAAGAAGAGUUAUACGCCUAGCAAGACCAAGACCGUAGGUGUGAGGGUGGAUGAGGAUAAUCUGAAGAUUCUGGAGGAUUUACCAAAUUCAGCAGUUGAGAUGCAGGUAAAGGAUAAGUUCCUCAAGAAGCUAAACAGACAGGAAAGGGUAGUGGAAGAAGUAAAACUGGUACUAAAGCCCCAUUACAAUAAAAAGAGAAUAAGCAAAGAAGAGUACAAGGACAUACUUCGAAGAAGUGUUCCCAAGAUAUGCCACAACAAAACUGGUGAAAUAAAUCCAACCAAGAUCAAGAACCUCAUUGAAGCAUAUGUUAGGAAAAUAAAGCAUAGUAAAAAAGUAACCUCGUCUAGUUCUGUCAAUCCUCAGAAAGUUUAGAACCCUUUGUAGUAAAUAUUUUCUUCAAAUUGUAUGUACAUAAUAUUAUUAAUUAUUUAUAAAUAAAAUUUGGUAAUUUUAUUUGAGUAAGCUUUAGAGAUUAUUUAUAUUUCACUUUUGUGAUUCAAUUAAAAUUAAUGGUAAAUGUACGAUUUAUAGUAAAUAUACAUAAGAUUGUAUAUUGAAUUCUUUUGUUUAAUCAAUCCUUCAAAAUGAAACAUCUUUCAAAAAUUAAUAGUAUUUAUUG
This is a messenger RNA of Phaedon cochleariae (mustard beetle), 6903 nucleotides long. Lineage: Eukaryota; Metazoa; Arthropoda; Insecta; Coleoptera; Chrysomelidae. The record is from the annotation of a GenBank genome assembly.